AUGGCGUCGAUUUCUCUCAACCAACUAGCCCGGUGCGGCAGUCCAAUCCCCGUUCUUACACAAGGCUUUGGCACCUUUCCUGGAUUCUCCAUUUCGUGCUCUACCAUCAUGAGCGCUACACCUCUAAAAUGCCUCGAGGCAGUCCUCAACACAGCCGAGUACCCAUCCUGGAAUACCUCCUGGCCCCGCGUCACAAUCACCCACUUACCAUCCCCUGAGGGGGUAAAUCUCGAGGCGGCCGAGUUGCAGCGGGUUGUUGGCCUCCCGGGCUACCUUUACGCUGGCAUCAAGAUGACUUCAGAAGUCCACAAGACCCCUGGUAACGGGUCGCCGACGAUGGCAAAGCUGGAGGUGAGUGUGAUGGAGAAAUUCGAGAAGGCUGGGCGUACCGGGUACCGAGUUGCCUGGAAGGGGGUUGGGAUUCCUUUUUUCCUGUUUCAUAUGGAGCGGGUGCAAGAGUUCGUGGAGACGGAGAUAGAGGGAAAGGUCGUUACGGAGUAUUAUUGUUGGGAGACUUUCGGCGGACUUCUUUCAUAUGCAGUACGAUGGCUCAUGGGAAAGCAGCUGGAGGCGGGGUUUAUGAGGUGGAUGGAGGAACUGAAGUCGGUAGCUGAGAAGGAAUCUUGA
This is a messenger RNA of Ilyonectria robusta, 627 nucleotides long. RefSeq lists its product as uncharacterized. The coding region runs from base 1 to 627 and encodes 208 amino acids. The record is from RefSeq and is a predicted model, not a curated record. The transcript has a single exon. NCBI's taxonomy places the organism in Eukaryota, Fungi, Ascomycota, Sordariomycetes, Hypocreales, Nectriaceae.